Molecule: messenger RNA, 408 nt
Organism: Hyaloscypha bicolor E
Lineage: Eukaryota; Fungi; Ascomycota; Leotiomycetes; Helotiales; Hyaloscyphaceae
Exons: 2
Coding region: 1-408 (135 amino acids)
Source: RefSeq, a predicted model, not a curated record
AUGGGAGGCACCGAGUUGAUUGCACAGCCAGACUAUAAGUUGUCGAAAGCUCAAGUCUACGUUAACUUUGCGGUGGCGGUGACUAAAAGACGAAGAGUCUGCGCAUCCUAUCUGCUGUCGAGCAUGUUGGCGCGCCAAGUAUCGACGAGCUUCCAACAUGGGUGCCUGACUGCUGCGCCUGGUGGGGAUGAUUUGGAUGUGAAUCCUAAGAUCGUGCGCAGCAAUGUCUUGCGCGUGCGAGGGUUCAUGAUGGAGGACACAGGCUUCGCCUUUUCUGAGAUCAUGGAUCAGAAUCAGUUAAUAGUAACGAGCCUCGAGACGGAGCUGCAAAAGAAAAUACCCUUUCUAAUGGACCAUCUCCGAAACAUCGUCGUCUCAUCAGACACCGUCGAAUCUCCCACCGAAUAA